Molecule: messenger RNA, 237 nt
Organism: Thlaspi arvense
Lineage: Eukaryota; Viridiplantae; Streptophyta; Magnoliopsida; Brassicales; Brassicaceae
Source: the annotation of a GenBank genome assembly
AUGAUUAUGCUCUUACCAUCUUUUAUCGUCGUUUAUGUCUCGGGAAAGUUACAUAUACAUGCACACUACUGUAGAUAUUCGGGUUCAUUGACGUGGAGAAGGCCGGAUCAAUCACUUUCAGACAGUUCUUGUUUGCCUCGGCUCAUGUAUCGGCAUAAACACUUUUUCAGCAAAUAUGCGAGCGAUCAUUCUCACAUUGUAACGCAGAUGGAGAUGGCUAUAUCUCCAUUCAAGUAG